AUGACCAUUUCAUGGGUAAGGACUUCCUGCGGCAAACAACAAGCCCACAUAGAUUUCCAAUGUCUCAAAGACGAUCAUGACGACGGCGACGAUGACGUCAUCCUGAAUCUUCAGCCGAAUAAAUGUCAAAACCACGUGAUGAAUCGUGACGUCAUAGCCAAUGAUGAUGGCCGUGGUGAUGGUAGCGAUAAUAGGGAGAGUGAUAUCAUAGAUAGUGACUGCCAUCCAGAUUUAGAUGUGUCACUCAGUGGCUUGAAGCAACCACAGCAGCCCCAAAAACGCCAAUCGCUGUCGCAGUAUCAACCGUUAGUAAAAGACAAAUCUCUAGCAAAUUUCCUAGCAACAUCAGACUUAAAGAACUACUAA
This is a messenger RNA of Helobdella robusta, 366 nucleotides long. RefSeq lists its product as hypothetical. NCBI's taxonomy places the organism in Eukaryota, Metazoa, Annelida, Clitellata, Rhynchobdellida, Glossiphoniidae. The record is from RefSeq and is a predicted model, not a curated record. The transcript is spliced from 4 exons. Bases 1 to 366 code for a protein of 121 amino acids.